GCAAGGGUUGAGCAUCUCAUCGCUUGCUCAGAUCGAAUGCCUGGCGGCGAUUCGUCUCCCAGAUGUUGGGAUGAUAACGGAUGAUCGUGAUGACCACCAUCCUGACGGACGCAUCGCUAUGGCGUGGAAAGACGGAGAUCGGGAGAUCUACCUGGAUAAAGACUGUCUAAUCAGCUUCCAGGAUAAACUCUUCACGAUCGAUAAGAUGGCUGUCAUUCUCCAUGCGGUCAACAAGACGAACCCUCGAUACGCCUUCACCAUCCUCGGCUAUGAUGGCAGAAGAUACGAGUUCGCUGACCGGGAGGUCGGUUUGCUAACUGCAAAGCUUGCUGACUUCUUCAUUCACCAGAUCGUGAUGUCCGGACCGAUCAGAAUUCCCGAAGGAUUGGCCGGACUUGGGGAGAGGCAGCUCUUUGCUAUGAUUGAAAACACCCGGUUUGGCACCUAUCGGAGAGACCCGAGCAACGUUGAGCGGCGCCUUCACCUCUCAGAGCGUCAGGCCCGUGCUUCCGCGCCGCCCGCCGGGAGGCGAGGCCGCUCACCUGGAGCUGCAGCCUUCGAGCCACAAGCCAAAGCUGGAAGAGGCCGAUCUGCCAGUCCGCGUGCUGGACGUGGCCGUGGUACAUCAUCUUCUGCCAGGUCGCCAGUCUUGAUGGAGACCCGCCAGGCCGGCGUGCUGCUUGCUCGACCUCCUCCACCACCACCUGUUCGCAACGUCACCGACUACAUCUCUGCAAUCAGGUCCGGUACGUACGGCAACUUUGCGCGUGAGCGCACUCGCAGCCGCACUCGUGCUGAUGCCGCAGAUGCAGCAGGAUCGGCGGGAGGGAUCCCAGCCCCAGCAACACCGCCGGGAGCUGGUGACUAUCAUGGGCAACAGCAGACUGGGCUGCAAAACGUGCCGAGGUCCGCGGAGAACAUCCCAAUCAGCCGCAGCCUUCAGAUCCGCGACAGGUUGACACAGUCGUGGGACGAUCACAUGCUCAACCACAACCCGGAGUUCCACUACACGUUCCCAUACGAUGGCUCCGGCAGAUUGUAUGAGCCUGAGCGGAGGCCUACAUCUGGGCCGUGCUGCGCGCCAGGGACACCCUCCACGUUCCAUUGGAGCGCGUGA
Molecule: messenger RNA, 1117 nt
Organism: Symbiodinium pilosum
Lineage: Eukaryota; Dinophyceae; Suessiales; Symbiodiniaceae
Source: the annotation of a GenBank genome assembly